GUCAUUUUAUUAGUCUUAGUAAAAGAACAAAAGUUUAGGACAUAGAUAUAUAUUUCUAGAAAUAACUUAAUUAAAAUAAAAUCAAUACAUUUUUGUAGUCAAUGGGCUAUCAACAAAAAAUAUUUACAAAAUCACUAUUGUGAUCGCCAUUACUAUGAAAUGUAUGAAUGCAUACAGAACUAAUGGUGCAACAGUGUGUGGCAAGUGCGACGAAAUCGUCUAGUUUCUGCUCUUGGUACUGUGAUCAGUAUUAAUUCAUAAAAAGAACUUAUUUUUCUUUCAAUUUUGGCGGGAGAGCUGGCACAAUACUUCGUAAACGUUCAAUGGUGUUCUGUCAGCUGUCGUCUGUCGUCCCCUGGCCUCGACGCCGUUUAGAGCUUAUUGCUUAUAAGCCAUAAAAUUAACAGUGCAACAGUGAAAUUUGUGGUGCGUUUUGUGUUCAAUGUGGACAUUAGACCAUGUGUCUUGGGUAGGCGCGUCAGAUAUGGAUACCAGAAGGGCGUCCCCUAACUACGAAGCAAGUUUUGACUCGUGCGACCCUCUCGGAUCUGUAUUGGAGUGGUCAGGCCGGGGGCCGGCCCGUGUGUUCCGGCGGCGCUGCCGGAGCGAGGGUAUCGACAGAUCACCGUACGAGGAUGUGACACGCGACGACAACCGGUCAGCAGAUAGUCAUCCUCGUCACCAACGCACCGUGCCAAAUAAAAGUCACUUCACCCUAAACGCCGUUCAAGAGGCGCGGUACGAUCGUUUCUAUUACGAAUGUUCUUUUGCCGCCGCUGAAAACGGUGAUUACGCCAUGUCCCAGGACCAUCGUAGAAACCAGAGUUAUCAGGCACCAAGAUCGAAAGUGCAACGAUCAAGUCCUACUAGACCACAUCAAUUCAGUCCUGUGCCAAAUUCAAAAUUUGAUGACAUCCGUUUACCAAAAGUUGAAGAACUUUUAGAAAGAGUUGAUCAUGAAAUGAUGGAAGUGCCUGUAGUCAAACAACCAUUAAAGUCAAUACUCAAUAAUCCACUAGUAAAGUCACCACCACAAGGUAUACUUAAGAAACCUAAGAGCAGACCGUAUCAAGAUCCUAAGUCAAAUGUUGAAGGCCGGAGAAGACAGAGGGCUGCCAGUGAGUCUGACAAUGCUUACUGCAGUUUCAAUAUAAGCUCACCCAUACCUGGAUAUGAUAGUCGAUUAAAUUACAUCCCAAACAAUACAAAACGAGCAAAAGACAAUUCUGGAAGUGGAUAUUCUUAUGGUAAUUCCGUUAACAUUAUAUCAGCGUCUCGUUCUAAAAGCCCUCCAGCCUUCCAGCGCAACCUCCGUUGCUCCUGUAAAGAUCAAGCAGUACCAGCAAGAGAUGAUAUGUUUGGAAUGCAUAUAUUAAGGACCACAGCAAUUAAUGAUAGAGUUGAUCAUGUUCCUACAAUACCAGUGUCACGACGAAACUCACCGACGCCCACUUGCCCAGCAGUGAGCCCGUCGUUACCAGUGAGCUCGGUAACCGCCAUACCUGUUGUCAAGAAACCUGUCAAAACUGUCAAGAAGAAAGCGAAGCCCAAACCCAAAGUUGUCAAGAUGAAAUCAAACUCGAAAGUUGACUGCAAUGAACUAGACGACAUUUUACAAGUUAAGAGUAGAACACCAUCACCACACAUAGCAGAGCCCGAAUGGCACAUGGAAACAGAUACUGUUGUACCUGAAGGCAAGGUGGAGAAGCGAUCACCCUCACCCUCGCCAAUUCCCAAGAAACAAGAGUACUCGGAACAAAACUCUGUUGCUAAAUUAUCUAGUAAACUAAAUGGAACUGUUGUAUCACCUAAAAAGAAAGAGACAAAUUCGGAACACCAACAAUUUCUAACUGCAUUACACACUAUUAAUCCAUUCAAAAACCUGCCAUCACGCAAAGAUUCUCCAGUCUCCAUCCCGGAUUCAAUAACGAGUUGUCUUCGAUUGUCCCUCUUUCCACGAGUGCCACCAUAUUUGAAGUUUGCAAGUCACGAAGAGACAGUACCACUGAAGAUACCAGCGCCUAUACAAAAACAUCUAAAAUGGAAACUGACGACUAUAACACCCAUUUUAGUAAAGAAAACUUUAACUAAUUCCGGAUUUAGACUUGUGAAGAGUGAAUGUGAUACGUCGGAGUGUCCACAAGAAGAGACAGUGGACUGGAUAGGUAUAUGGGGUAAACAUAUGAAAUCACUAAUGUUCAGAGCAAUAAAAGACAGACAGAAAAUGAAUCAUUUCCCAGGCACAUUUCACAUUGGAAGAAAGGAUCGGUUGUGGAGAAAUCUACAGAAGUUAGUCUCUAAAUAUGGUAUGAAUGAAUUUGGUAUAAUGCCCAAGACGUAUGUAUUACCUCAUGAUAUGAAGAUAUUGAAACAUGACUGGGAGAAACAUGCUGCAAAUAAUGAGAAAUGGAUCAUAAAACCUCCGGCAUCAGCUCGGGGCACAGGCAUCAAGGUGGUAUCCCGCUGGACUCAGAUCCCGAAGAAGCGGCCGGUGGUGGUGCAGCGCUACGUCUCCAAGCCCUACCUCAUCAACGGCAACAAGUUCGACAUGCGUCUUUACGUGCUCGUCACCUCCAUACAUCCACUCAGGAUUUAUCUUUACAAAGAUGGCUUGGCUAGGUUUGCUUCCGUCAAAUACAACGAUGAACUAGCAUCGUUAAACGACAGAUAUAUGCAUUUAACAAACUACUCAAUCAAUAGACUGUCCAAGAACUACACGCCUAAUGAAGACUUCGCCGCCUGCGAAGGACAUAAAUGGACCCUCCAAUCACUUUUCCAUUACCUGAAGACUGAUAGGAAUGUAGAUACAGACUCGCUUUGGGAAUCUCUGAAGGAUUUAGUGAUAAAAACAAUAAUAUCAGGAGAGGCGAGCAUUAGUUCACUUACAAAAGCAAACGUCACUUCGCGGUACAAUUGUUACGAGCUGUUUGGUAUUGAUGUCUUGUUGGAUGAAGAUCUCAAACCUUGGCUUUUAGAAGUGAACAUAUCGCCCAGUUUGCACAGCGCGUCUCCGCUAGAUAUCCACGUGAAGGGACCUCUAGUGUCAACUGUGCUCAAUAUUGCUCAGUUCCAAGUGCCCUCAAAAACUAACCUGGACGCACUCAGCAGCACUAAACCUAACAAAUUGACUGGAUUACCUUACGAUAGUAGAUUGUACACGGUAUACCUUUCCAAAGAAGAGAGAGACAAGCACAUUAUAUACACAAACAUGGAAGACAGAGAUAUGUAUUUACGCGACAUCCUGUCAACGCUGACGCCGGACGACGUGCGGCACUUGAUCCAGGCGGAGGACGAGCUGACGCAGACUGGUGACAUGGAGCGAGUCUUCCCCACCAAUGAGACCCACAAGUACCUGGAGUACCUCUCCGGACCUCGGUAUUACAACCGCCUCUUUGACGCCUGGGAGAUGCGCUAUGCACAUUACAGGGAACCCGGUAUAGAGUUACUCCGAAAGCUGUGCGGCAUUGGGUACCAUCUGGAGGCGCCAGCUGUACCACUGCAGGUAACUGUCGCAGGGUACAUGUGCCACUCAGUACCAUUGCCACUACCACACUUGCAACCGCUGCAGCUGCUGCAGCUGCUGCUGGCACUGCUCACCCUCAGCCUUGCCAUCAUCUGGUGAUGUACUCGCUUAUAUAAUACCUUGUCCUAGGUCAUAAAUCGGCAUUUUAGUCGACAGUAAAAUAUUAACACCU
This is a messenger RNA of Papilio machaon (common yellow swallowtail), 3695 nucleotides long. RefSeq names its product tubulin polyglutamylase ttll-4-like. Gene Ontology annotation, cellular component: cilium. The transcript is spliced from 15 exons. Lineage: Eukaryota; Metazoa; Arthropoda; Insecta; Lepidoptera; Papilionidae. Gene Ontology annotation, molecular function: tubulin-glutamic acid ligase activity; tubulin binding. The coding region runs from base 443 to 3622 and encodes 1059 amino acids. The record is from RefSeq and is a predicted model, not a curated record. Gene Ontology annotation, biological process: microtubule cytoskeleton organization; protein polyglutamylation.